Carassius carassius (crucian carp) is the source of this 573-nucleotide messenger RNA. RefSeq names its product glutamate receptor U1-like. The coding region runs from base 12 to 551 and encodes 179 amino acids. The transcript is spliced from 4 exons. Gene Ontology annotation, biological process: modulation of chemical synaptic transmission; synaptic transmission, glutamatergic. Gene Ontology annotation, molecular function: transmitter-gated monoatomic ion channel activity involved in regulation of postsynaptic membrane potential; AMPA glutamate receptor activity. Lineage: Eukaryota; Metazoa; Chordata; Actinopteri; Cypriniformes; Cyprinidae. The record is from RefSeq and is a predicted model, not a curated record. Gene Ontology annotation, cellular component: dendritic spine; postsynaptic membrane; plasma membrane.
CUGAUAAAACUAUGAAUAUCAUUUCAGUGCAUGUUAUUGGCAGUGAAAUGACUCCAUUAGGACUCAUCUUGGUCUCAUCAGCACUGCUGGCUGGGGUCUAUGCUGCAGGGCCACAAUUAUUAAGCGUUACAACCAUCAAGGAAGAACCAUAUGCAAUGUCCAAAGGCUCUGAACUGGAGGGCUUCUGCAUUGACCUGCUGUCAGCCGUCUCCAAGAAAUUAGAUUUUAAGUAUGAUAUUAAGCUUGUUAAGGACAGCCGUUAUGGAACAACAGAUGACAGCGGCAACUGGAACAGCAUGAUUGGAGAAGUUGUCAGAGGGGAAGCAGACAUCGCUGUGGCACCUCUAACUCUUAUUGCUAAACGCGAGACAGCUGUGGACAUGACCAAAGCCUUCAUGCAGACGGGUCUUAGUUUCAUCCUGAGGAAGGACAUUGCUUCUGAUGACUUGCAGUUCCUCAGCCUUCUGAACCUGUUCUCCACUGAGGUGUGGAUGGGAGUACUGGUCGCCUACCUGCUGACCUCCGUCUGCAUCUUCUUAGUGUCGCGGUAAUAGUGGGAUCGUAAAACCAAGU